AAUCGUCAAUAUCCUAAUUCUGUCUUAUGUUAAGACAUUAUUUGGCUUAGGACUUCUUCAUAUAAACAAUACACUUGCACCACCCACCCAAAAUGAAAUUAUAGCAAUUUCUAGAGAUUAUGUUGCAAAACUUAGUUGCGCCAUUAUCAUAAAUAAAACGGUCCAGCAGAUGCAAUCACAGACCCAGCAGCGCAAAAGAAAACGAACCCAACACAGCAACGGGUACAAGCAAGACCGACGCACUCGCACAGAUCGACGAGCGAACCAUAAUAAUGCAAGCUCGUUUUGUCUGACGUAGCCAAGCCGACGUUAAACGGGAGAAAAAUACUACAGGCGCACACGCUGGUGUCGGAAGGGGAAGAGAAAAAACGGGAGAAAUAGCGGAUGGUUUGACCUCACGAAUAUCGGAUGGUGUUAUUUGUUGUUUUCAUCGCCGUUUUGCGGUGAGACUACUGAUGUAACGGUUCUUAAUUUGAUGAGCGUCGGAUUGGGUUGGCUGGACGGGAUGCACAAAAGAGCCUUUCUCCGUGUUUAAUUGCGGAUUAGGAGAGGGGGAUCAAACGGAGGAGGGGAAGAGGGGAACACAACAAGGAGACGUUCUUUAUUAGCGGUGAAGACAGCGCUAGACCAGGAGACUAGACCGAAAGCAUCGCUCGAAUGAUUGUGCUGUGGUGGUUCCCGCGACGAUGCGACGACACUGCUGGGUGAUAGUGCUGGCGGUUAUGUUGUCGUACUUCAACCCGGAGAGAGCCCUUGGAGCCCCGCAGAGAGAAGUCUCUCAAUCCAGGGCCGCGUCUCUUGCUCCUCCGCCUUACGUCGUCAUUCUCAUCUCUUGCUCGGGGCUCGUCUCCUUUGUUCUACUGCUCCUCACCUGUCUGUGCUGUAAGAGGGGAGGAGUGGGAUUCAAUGUAAGUCUCCAUCAUGAGUUUGACAAUGCAGAGGGUGAGGAGUGUUCAGGGGGUUCUAGUCCCGCCCAGGAGGACAGUCUCUCCUCUUGCCCCUCCCUACCCGAGGUCUACACCCUCCCCCUCAGGGACAGAGCUAACUGCCCCUCCCUGCAGGAUGGCUCAGACUCCAAGUCUAAGUGCUUCCGGAGGCACUCUCUCAACUACCUUCAGGAGAUAGGAAAUGGCUGGUUUGGAAAGGUGAUCCUUGCGGAGGUGCUGUGUGACUGCAGCUCCUCCCAGGCUGUGGUGAAGGAGUUGCGGGUCAGUGCCAGCCCUCUGGAGCAAAGGAAGUUCUUGGCUGAGUCUGAGCCAUACAGGAGUCUCCAACAUCCCAACAUCCUUCAGUGUUUGGGUCAAUGCAGUGAGAGCAUUCCCUUCCUGCUGGUCAUGGAGUUCUGUCAACUGGGCGAUCUGAAGAGGUACCUGAGAGCCCAGAGGAAGUCAGAUGGAAUGACCCCUGACCUUCUGACCCGGGACCUGCUGACCCUGCAGAGGAUGGCUUUUGAGAUUACCUCUGGUCUGCUGCACCUCCAUGAGAACAACUACAUCCACAGUGACCUGGCUUUGAGGAACUGUCUUCUUACCUCCGACCUCACUGUCAGAAUUGGAGACUAUGGGUUAUCGCACAACCACUACAAGGAAGACUAUUAUCUAACACCAGACAAGCUUUGGAUUCCUCUACGGUGGAUAGCCCCAGAGCUGCUGGAGGAGUACAGAGGAUCUCUGAUAGUCACUGACCAGACCAAGAUCAGCAAUGUGUGGUCCCUCGGGGUAGUGAUCUGGGAGCUGUUUGAGUUUGGCUCUCAGCCCCACAGACACCUUAGUGAUGAAGAAGUGUUGACCUUUGUCAUCAGAGAGAGGCAGAUCACCCUGGCCCAGCCACGACUCAAACUCUCCCACGCGGACUACUGGUAUGAGAUCAUGCAGUCCUGCUGGCUCCCUCCUUCCCAACGGCCCUCAAUCGCUGAAGUAUUCCUCCUUCUCUCUUCCCUCCUGGCCGCUGAGCGAGGGACGUCUCGAAGGAGUGUAGAAGAUGAUGAAGAAGAUGAAGAUGAGGAGUAUGAGGAGGGGAGAGGAAGAAGAGGAGGAGAGAGUGAGGAGUCUUUUGAGAGACGGUGGAAUUCUCUCCGUCCUCCAGCCUUCCAGGCUGCAGCAAAUGAACGACAGAGAGAACGGGAGUGUGGGAGAGAGGACAGGGGCAACUCCUACCCCCUUUUGGACCCUGUUGGGAACUGCAUUACACCCUCCUCCACAGAACUAGAUGACAUCCUAACUGUCACAGAGACCAGUAAAGGGUUAAAUUUUGAGUACUUCUGGGAGAAGGCCCAUGCGAGGCGGGGCUACCAACCACUUCCUCCUCCCCAGCCAAUUCCGACUGCCAACACUUCCCAUAGACAAUCCCUGGACACACCUACUGUCGUCCCUGUGAUAAGUGCCCGUAGUCCGUCCCUUGCCAGUGAGUACUACAUCCGACUGGAGGAACACACCCCUCAGGAUAAGUCCCCGUCACUUAAAGGGAAAGGGCACACUUUCCACUCAAACUCAAUGUGUCCCGGAGAUCUGGAGCUCGUAGAGAUACGCAGCGGAAUGCUGGGGAAGGAACGGGCGCCGUACAGCUCUGAUGAGGAGUAUACUGGGCGAGGUGGGAAAUCCAUCCAGACCAUCAGAUCCAGUGAGGUCCAGCUAAGGGUGCCUAACACUGGGAUGGCAGAGUUCAAAGACACCUCCAGUAGGGUGACUGACUUCUCAGUGGUGGAUUUAGGAGAUGACGAUGAGGAAGAGGAGGAGGGGGGUGAAGGAGACAAAAGGCCCUCCACUGGUUCUCAGGCCCCGGUCCUCCCUCCAAAGCCCCGUUCCAUGUCAACCUCCUCGGGGAACCACCUCCACUCUCGGCCCCUGCCUGCCCCCCCGUUGGGCUACAGCCGAGUGGGGCUUGGGCUUGGUCACUAUUCCACGAGUGGUAAGAUAGAAACAAUGGACCCUCUAAUGGGCUGCUGCCCACCGUCAACAUAUGAUCACUUGGGAUUCCACCGUCCUCGUCAGACCAUGCCUCCUUCCCCGUCUCUCUCUCCCUCCCUACCACAAUCUAGCCACCCUAUCUACCCAGCUCCCCAAACGUGUCCGCCCCCUCUCCCACCCCACUACAAGUCCCAAAGGGGCCUGUAUCACAGCUAUGGUGUAGACAGCUACUCCAGAUACAGCAAGGGGCAGAUGUCCUCUCAAAGAGACCCACUGACCUGUGACUACUCAGACCGACAAGGCGGCAUAAGACGUGCGACAUCGCUGCACAACUCGAAGGGAACAUCAAAUUCCCACUCGAAAGACUUUGAUUCUCCUGUCCGACGCCAGAACGUCUUUCGCCCUGUGUACCGGAACAUACCACGCUCCGACUCUGUGGUGCCCAGAAUUGAGAGGCACUCGUCCUCCAGUCCCACGUACUCAGAUGAGGAUGACUCUCCCUUCAUGUCCCCUGAGAAACCCAGUGGGGCAGGGGUGACUGUCCUGACCUCCAGCCUGUCAGAGGAUGCCGACCCGGCCACGGCCGAGCUCUUCUCCAGGGGCAUGAAGAGGACCCAGUCUCGCCUCGCCACCAUCCUGCCUGCCAUCUGGAGGGAGGACGCAGAACUGCAGGGGGACGCCAUGUCAGAUGCUAAGAAAUCCCCCAUGCACCUGUUUCUGACAGAGAUCUCAAGCGUUUCAGAAGCAAAUGAUGCCAAGUCCGAGGAGGGGAAGACCUCAUGGGAGGGAGAGAGGGAGGAGAAGAGAGAUGAGAAGAGGGCGGGGAACCUCCUCCAGCCCUUAAGAGGAGGGAUGCGCCGGUCUCAGUCACUAAUAACGGAGCUGGGCUCUGCAGGACGGACAUGUGGGCCUGACAGAUACACUAGGACACAAGAAGAGCGGGUGAGGAAAGGAUCCAUUCAAAGAGACCUAUUCCUCACGGAGAUCAACACAGGAAGGAUGGACGUAGACACAGAAGAAGAUCUGGAAAAAGAUCCAGUUAAGUUCCUUCAUCCUCCUAGCUCUAGGUUGCGCCCCUACACUUGUGCCCCUGGCCUCCCAUCGUAUGCAGAGGCAGAGGAGGCAUACUCUAGGGGUAUGAAGAGAUCCCGGUCCACUCCUCUCUGAAAUGACCUUGGGGGAGGCAGGAGUCAGAG
Molecule: messenger RNA, 4102 nt
Organism: Esox lucius (northern pike)
Lineage: Eukaryota; Metazoa; Chordata; Actinopteri; Esociformes; Esocidae
Gene: lmtk3
Product: serine/threonine-protein kinase LMTK3
Exons: 11
Coding region: 687-4073 (1128 amino acids)
Biological process (GO): protein phosphorylation
Molecular function (GO): ATP binding; protein kinase activity
Source: RefSeq, a predicted model, not a curated record